CAACAACAACCCACAAUGACUGCAGAACCGAAACCUGGCAGUGCCAGCGGGCCCGCCGACUCGCAGGUGACGCUGCACAAGGCGCCGAAGGCCAAGAAGGCGCAAGCGAAGAACGAGGACAAGUGGGACUUUGAGGCCCAGCUCAAGUUCCAGGCCGACCAGGCGGCGCUCGAGGCCGUCGGCGUCGACCCGAAGCAGCAUGCUUUCACGCUGACAUGGGACAACCUGUCUGUGCGCGGGCGUGGCGGUGCCGAUGACGUCCACUUCCAGAAGGACGUGUCCAACCUGCUCAUGCCGUGGGGCGCCUGGACGACGGGCAAGCGCGCACAGCAGAUCUCCAAGGCCCGCUCAGGCGAGGUCGCGCACGACCCGCGCCUGAAGAAGGGGCAGCGGUUCCUCCUCGACGGGUUCAGCGGCGUGCUCGCCCCCGGAGAGAUGAUGCUCGUCGUCGGUCGGCCAGGCUCCGGCUGCUCGACAUUCCUCAAGGCGCUCUCGGGCCACCACGGCGCGUACGCCGGCGUCGAUGGCGCAGUGUACUACGGCAGCAUGAAGGCCAAGGACAAGGCCUUCCGCCCGCUCCGCGGCGAGGUGUCCUUCAUCUCCGAGGACGAGGUGCACGACGCCAACCUCACUGUCGGCGAGACGAUGGACUUUGCGCUGCGCAUGGAGGCGCCGAGCAAGCGCGCGCGCGAGCACCACGACGGCCAGGUGAUCACAAGCGCAGAGUACACCUCCAAGGCGAAGCACGACGUGCUCAACACGUUCCAUAUCGCCAACACACUCGACACCAAGGUCGGCGACCAGUUCGUGCGCGGCGUGUCGGGCGGCGAGCGCAAGCGCGUCACCCUCGCCGAGGCGUACAGCACGCACGCGCAAGUGCAGUGCUGGGACAAUGCGACGCGCGGCCUCGACGCCAACACGGCGCUGCAGUUCGUCAAGAUCUGCCGCACGCUGUGCGACGUCGGGCGCCGCAUCAACGUGCUCUCGCUGUACCAGGCGGGCAACAGCAUGUACGAGCGCUUCGACAAGGUGACCGUCAUCGCUGAGGGGCAGGUGAUCUACUACGGCCCGAGGAGCGAGGCACGCAGCUACUUUGAGGCGCUGGGCCUCGAGCACAUGGACGGCGCGAACACGGCCGACUUUCUGACGGCCGCCACUGCCGCCAACGAGCGGCGAGUGCGCCCCGGGUUCGAGGGCCGCGUGCCCAACACCGCGAGCGAGUUCGCCGCCGCGUACAAGGGCUCCGAGAUCGCGCGCCGCAUGCGCGCCGAGGUGGACGCCACCCUCGCUGACAGCGCGGCGCGCGAGGCAGAGUCGCACAACCUCAAGGAAUAUGUCGCGCUCCAGAAGAGCGCGCACGCGUUCAAAGGGCUCGCGCAGAAGGCGUCAUACUUCCAGCAGAUCCAGACCGCGACUAUCCGCCACGCGCAGCAGCGCUGGGGCGACCAGUGGAGCUUCUGGGCGCGCCAGGUGACUACGCUGGUCAUGGGCCUGGUCAACGGCUCCGUGUUUUACAAGGUGUCCUCGACGACGACGGGGUUGUACCUCCGCGCCGGCGUCAUCUUCAUGACCAUGAUGUUCCCGGCCAUCCUUGGCUUCUCCGACGUCGCGGCGUCGUUCCAGGGCCGCGCGGUGACGGCCAAGCACAAGGCAUACUCGAUGUACCGGCCGAGUGUGAUCCUGCUCGCGCAGACAAUCGUCGACCUGCCAAUCUACUUUGUCCAAAACCUGUUCUUCGUCAUCGUGACCUACUUCAUGGCCGACCUGCGCCACUCGGCGGGGCAGUUCUUCAUCUGCUUCGCGGCGACGUUCCUCACCGCGCUCAUCUUCUCGUCCAUCUUCCGCGCAAUCGGGUACGCGUUCAACAACUUCCACAACGCGUCCAAGAUGACCGGCGCCGUCUUCCUCUUCAUGAUCAUGUACGGCGGCUUUGCGAUCUACACGCCGUCCAUGCACCCGUGGUUCGCGUGGGUGCGCUGGCUCAGCCCGGUCUACUACGGCUUCGAGGCGAUGGUCGCAGGCCAGCUCGACGGCCUCAAGUUCGAGUGCGCGCCCCCGCUCCGCGCGCCCUACGGGCCGGGGUACGAGGGCAAGCCGGCCGGCUGUGCGCUCCCCGGCGCCGAGUUUGGCACCACCGUCGUCGACGGCACAGAGUACCUCCGCCUCGUGCUCGAGUUUUCCACCGCCCACGUCGGCCGCAACUUUGGCAUCAUCAUCGUGCUCUGGAUCGCGAGCAUCGCGCUCGGCAUGUACUUCCUCGAGCGGCUGCCGGCCGCUGGCUCGUCCAAGGCCGUGACGGUGUACAAGCGCGGCGGCGGCGGCGCGCUCAAAGCCGAGUCGGUCGUGCGUGGCACCGCCCCCCGCGACGAGGAGGAGGGCGCGGACACCCAGGUUCUGAACGAGAAGGCUACCGGCACCCCUGUGGAGAAGGCCGACAAGGGCGCCAUCGCGACCGAGGGCACGACCUUCACGUGGCAGGAUAUCUGCUACACUGUCCCCACGCGCAACGGCGACCUCCAGCUCCUGGACCACGUCACGGGCUACUGCAAGGCUGGGACCAUCACAGCGCUCAUGGGCUCGAGUGGCGCGGGCAAGACGACGCUCAUGGACGUGCUCGCGGCACGCAAGUCGGAGGGCACAAUCACCGGCACCGUCACGCUGAAUGGCCGCCCGCUGCCCGUCUCGUUCCAGCGCACCACGGGCUACUGCGAGCAGCUGGACGUGCACCUCCCGCAAGCGACCGUCCGUGAAGCCCUCGAGUUCUCCGCGCUCCUGCGCCAGCCGCGCUCGCUGAGCGAGAAGGAAAAGCUCGCAUACGUCGACACGAUCGUCGAGCUCCUCGAGCUCGAGGACAUCCAGGACGCUAUCAUCGGCGUGCCCGGCGAAGGCCUCAGCAUCGAGCAGCGCAAGCGCCUCAACAUUGGCGUCGAGCUCGUCUCGCGCCCGACCCUGCUGUUCCUCGACGAGCCGACCUCGGGACUGGACGGGCAGAGCUCGUUCCUCAUCGUGUCGUUCCUGCGCAAGCUCGCCGCGACGGGCCAGAGCAUCCUGUGCACGAUCCACCAGCCGUCCGCGGCGCUCUUUGCGGGCUUUGACCAGCUCCUCCUGCUCAAGGGCGGCGGCCGCACCGUGUACUUUGGCGCGAUUGCCGCGCUCAAGGAGUACUUUGUCUCGCGCGGCGUGCCGUGGCCGGCAGACGUCAACCCGGCCGAGUUCAUGAUCGACAUCGUGUCGGGCGAGCACUCGCUCGGGCGCGACUGGGCUGACGUGUGGCUCGAGUCGGAGGAGCGCGCGCAGAUGGUCGCCGACCUCGAGGCGCUCAAGGCGGAGAGCGCGCUCGGCGCGCCCGCCAUCGACGAGGCGGACGACCACGAGUUUGCAGCCACCACGUGGACGCAGAUGCGUCUCGUGAUGAAGCGCGCCAGCGUGCAGCUGUACCGCGACUUUGAGUACGUCGCCAACAAGUUUGCGCUGCAUAUCCUCGUCGGCCUGAUUUCCGGUUUCUCGUUCUACCAGCUCGGCAACAGCUACGCCAAUCUCCAGAACAGGCUGUUCACGAUCGUCGUGUUCGUGUUCGUCGCGCCCGGUGUCAUCGUCCAGACGCAGCCCAAGUUUAUCGCCAACCGCGACAUCUUUGAGACCCGCGAGAAGAAGGCAAAGUUCUACUCGUGGACAUGCUUCGUCGUCGGCGAGAUUGUCGCUGAGUGGCCAUACCUCGUCCUCUGCGCUUUCUUCUACUUUGUCUGCUGGUACUUUGCUGCCGGGCUCGACUUGAGCGCGGGUGCUGCGGGCCCAGUCUUCCUCCAGAUGGUGCUCUAUGAGGCGCUCUACACGGGUAUCGGCCAGUUCAUCGCCGCGUACGCCCCCAACCCCGUCUUCGCGGCCCUCAUCCUCCCGCUCCUCAUGGGCACGCUCAUGCUCUUCGCUGGCGUCAUCAUCCCUUACCAGGCCAUCACGGCCUUCUGGCGCUACUGGAUGUACUACCUCAACCCGUUCACCUACCUCAUGGAAGGCCUGCUCGUGUGGCCCAUCUGGAACGUCAAAGUCCACUGCAAGGACUACGAGCUCGGCUACUUCUUCCCGCCCGCCAACAUGACCUGCGGCGAGUACAUGGCGCCGUUCAUGAAGCAUGCCUCGGGCUACCUCAAGGACCCCGCCAACAAGCUGCUCUGCGCUUACUGCGGCUACUCGCAGGGCAACGAGUACCUCGCCACCAUGGAGAUGAAGCGCCGCUUCGACGGCUGGAAGGGCAUCCUCAUCACCCUCCUCUUCUGUAUCUCGUCGUACGGCUUCGUCUUCCUCCUCCUCAAGCUCCGCAGCAAGGCGACCAAGACGGCCAAGUAGGUUGGCUCUGGGGCUCGCGACUUUUAUAAUCAUAGACAUAGAUGCAGUGUGUUUUCCAAGGC
Vanrija pseudolonga is the source of this 4406-nucleotide messenger RNA. RefSeq names its product Brefeldin A resistance protein. The record is from RefSeq and is a predicted model, not a curated record. Gene Ontology annotation, molecular function: ATP binding; ABC-type transporter activity; ATP hydrolysis activity. NCBI's taxonomy places the organism in Eukaryota, Fungi, Basidiomycota, Tremellomycetes, Trichosporonales, Trichosporonaceae. The transcript has 5 exons. Gene Ontology annotation, cellular component: membrane. Gene Ontology annotation, biological process: transmembrane transport. Bases 16 to 4344 code for a protein of 1442 amino acids.